AACAAUAGACGACUCCUUCGUUGAAAAUAGUUAGCUGCAAAAAAAAAGUAGAGGACAUUUGCAAGAAUUCUAAGAUAAAAGCCUUAUUUGUUGGUUGAAGAGUAGAUUUGAAGUUCGAUCCCGCGAAAUGAUCCUCGGAUUUAUCGCCCAAUGCUAUUGAACACUAAUUUGAUGAAGGCAAUUCUGAAGAUCUUCUAGAAUGGCGGACAAGACGUUGGAGAAGUGUUCUUCAGAAGAGAAGGAUGAGAAGAAGAACGUAGAUCCGGAGUUCUUUAGCUGUCUACUCCAGCCUCCGGGUAACGAUGCCGAUGCUGAUCCCGACUAUGUCGGAAUUCGCCGGCUUCUUCUCAAUAGGAAGGCUGAGCAUGGUGUUGAUCGGCGUAAGGACUGGAAAUGUAAUGGAAAAGGUUAUGUAGCCUACCGUAAUUACAUUCGCAGGCCAAGGAAUUGGGAGAGUUUGCAUAUACCAAGCCAUCCAAGCACACCUGGGCAAAGUGGGCGAUGGGUUCCAUCUCCAGGUCCAUCCUCUCUUUUGUUUGAGGUGGAUAGCUGGAGUUCUAGCAGGGACCUGCGAGGGUACAAUCAAUCUCUAAGCCACCGUACAAGUUUUAGCUCUAGUACAAGUGAUUCUGAACGUGUACGUUACAAGGUUGAACCUGCUUAUUCUUUUGUAGGAAUGCAUUGUAUCUUUGAUAAUUGCAAAGCAUCAGUUACAGUAUUGAAAUUUGGGCACAUGAGUUCUGAUCUACUUGCAUAUGGAGCAUCUGAUGGAACCUUGACUGUUUGCACGGUAUCUCAGCCACCUUCAAUCAUCAAGCAGUUGAGAGGGCACUCCAAAGAUGUCACAGAUUUUGACUUUUCAUCCAACAACCAGUACAUUGCUUCAUCAUCAAUGGAUAAAACAGUGAGAAUUUGGGAGAUAUCUAAAGGCCAUUGCAUUCGAGUUAUUUAUGGGGUCUCUUCACAACUAUGCAUUCGUUUUCACCCAGUUAACAACAACUUCCUUUCAGUUGGCAAUGCAAACAGAGAAAUUACGGUAAUCAAUUUCAGCACUGGGAGAAUCAUGAAUAAAGCAGUCUUUGAAAAUGAGGUUACAGCUCUGGAUCAUGAUCAUACUGGAAAUCUCAUAUUCUGUGGGGAUGCUCAGGGAUGCAUAUACACUGUAGGUAUGGACUCUCGUACAGGAGAAUUAUCCAGAUCUCAUCGCAACCGAAAUAGCAGUAAGCGCAAGUCACCGAUAACAACCGUGCAAUAUCGGACCUUUUCUCUGCUGGCACGGGGCCCUGUACUGUUGGCAUGCACUCAAGAUGGAAGUCUUUCUUUCUUCAGUGUUGCUUUGCAGGUACAAGGUUAUUUGACUCUUCGUUGUUCUCUCAAAUUGGCUCCUCGAGUGCACAGUAUCCGUGCUUCCUUCUGCCCCCUGUUGUCCCUUGAGAAAGGCGAAUUUAUAGUUUCCGGAAGUGAGGAUUCAAAUGUGUACUUUUAUGACUUGACUCGGCCAAAGCACACGUGUGUGAACAAGCUACAGGGUCAUGGUUCUCCGGUCAUAGGUGUUGCUUGGAACAAUGGGGAGAACCUAUUAGCAUCGUCUGAUUCUGAUGGGACAGUGAUUGUAUGGAAGCGGGCAAAGGCAAGUUAAAGCAAUCUUAUACAGAGAGGUAGGAAUUCUAAAGCCUUAGAACGAGAGAAGUUUACAGGAAAGUCAGCUCUAUUGGCCAUGCCUUCCAACGAGUGAAGUUUACAAGAAUGUCAGUCUAUUGGCCAUGCCAUUUCUUUGUCAAUCUGGCGGAACACAUACAGGAGAUAUAAUAACUGAAUGUAUUUGAUUCUUUAUCAUGUACCAUUUCAUUACAGAAAUGAAAUACCGACUGGAAUCAAUUUUUCCAAUGGCAACAUAAACCUGAUUGGGUGCAUAAUUUGAAGUUUGAGCUAGAAUUCAUAAUUAUGUUCACAUAUUCAGAACUA
Molecule: messenger RNA, 1965 nt
Organism: Telopea speciosissima
Lineage: Eukaryota; Viridiplantae; Streptophyta; Magnoliopsida; Proteales; Proteaceae
Product: WD repeat-containing protein 13
Exons: 12
Coding region: 200-1639 (479 amino acids)
Cellular component (GO): nucleus
Molecular function (GO): promoter-specific chromatin binding; protein binding
Source: RefSeq, a predicted model, not a curated record